Molecule: messenger RNA, 2151 nt
Organism: Capsicum annuum
Lineage: Eukaryota; Viridiplantae; Streptophyta; Magnoliopsida; Solanales; Solanaceae
Exons: 3
Coding region: 317-1876 (519 amino acids)
Biological process (GO): transmembrane transport
Cellular component (GO): membrane
Molecular function (GO): transmembrane transporter activity
Source: RefSeq, a predicted model, not a curated record
GAAGCAAAAUUGAAUGGUAGAAUCAAUUCCAUGGAAAGUAGAAGACUAUGGAUCCGAUAUUGCUUGCUAGAAGGGAGGCAAUCUUGUUUUGUCCUAGUCAAUGGGGGUUUUAAUACUUUUUAGCAACCAUAAUUUUUUAACUACCUUUUAAUCUAUUCUCCAAUUUCUUACUCUAUUCUCUUUGAAAACUCAAAAAAAAGAAGAAAAUGAUUUGUUUUCAAAAAUAUUUGUAUAAUUUUCUUUCAUUCUUUGUAUAAUUUUGAUUAGUUUUUGUUUUUACUUGAAUGUAUAAACAGAAAGAAAAAUCCAGAAAAAGAUGAAGGUCGAAACACUUACGAUUGUGUUAGUAAAUUUAGCAGGGAUUAUGGAAAAAGCAGAUGAGUCAUUGUUACCAGGGGUGUACAAAGAAGUUGGAGAAGCACUCCAUACAGACCCAACCGGUUUAGGUUCACUCACGCUUUUCCGGUCCAUGGUCCAGUCCGCAUGCUACCCUAUAGCGGCCUAUCUAGCUGUAGGCCACAACCGGACUCAUGUUAUUGCCUAUGGUGCAUUUCUCUGGGCUGCAGCUACAUUUCUCGUUGCUUUCUCCACCACCUUCUUUCAAUUGGCAGUAUCAAGAGCUUUGAAUGGGAUUGGACUAGCCAUAGUUUCACCUGCUAUUCAAUCACUAGUAGCUGACUCCUGUGUUGAAAGCAGCCGCGGCAUGGCAUUCGGAUGGCUGCAAUUCACUAGCAAUAUUGGUUCACUUGUUGGUGGAUAUGUUUCCUUAUUAGUAGCUCCUGUCACAUUCAUGAGAAUUCCUGGCUGGAAACUUUGUUUUCAUCUUGUUGGUAUGAUUAGUUUCCUUGUUGGAGUUCUAGUUCGCUUAUUCGCAAAUGAUCCUCAUUUCCCAGACGGAAAUCCGAAAGCUAGUAGUAAAGUUCAUGGAAAUUCCUAUUCCUUUAUAUCAGAAGUGCAAGGUCUACUUCAAGAAGCAAAAUCAGUUGUAAAGAUUCCAUCUUUUCAGAUUAUUGUCGCACAAGGUGUUAUGGGAUCUUUCCCUUGGUCAGCUUUGUCAUUUGCCCCAAUGUGGUUAGAACUUACUGGAUUUACUCAUGGGGAGACUGCUAUUCUUCUUAGCUUGUUUGUGGUCGGUGAUUCCAUUGGAGGAUUAUUUGGAGGCAGGAUGGGAGACGUUUUAUCACAGUGUUUACCGAAUAGUGGCAGGAUAAUUUUGGCACAAAUAAGUUCAGGAACAGCUAUUCCACUAGCAGCAAUUCUUCUGCUUUGUUUGCCUGAUGAGCCUUCAUCAAUUUUCAUGCAUGGUUUGGUCUUGUUUGUGUCAGGAUUUUUCAUAUCUUGGACUGCACCAGCUACAAACAAUCCAAUUUUUGCAGAGAUAGUACAUGAGAAGUCACGAACGAGUGUCUAUGCUCUGGACCGAUCUUUAGAAUCUGUAUUAUCAUCAUUUGCUCCUCCUAUUGUUGGGCUACUAGCUCAGAAUGUUUAUGGUUAUAGGCCAGUAGCUCAAGGUGAUGAUAGAAUUUCUGCAGACAGAGAAAAUGCCACAUCUUUGGCAAAGGCAUUGUUCACUGCAAUUGGAACUCCAAUGGGACUAUGCUGUGUUAUAUACUCUUUUCUUUAUUGCACCUAUCCAAGGGAUAAGGAGAAGGCUCAAAUGGAAGCUCUGAUUGAAUCCGAGAUGCAACUCUUAGCUUUGGAUCCUUCAUCUCUUAGCGGACAAUAUUCACUAGUUAAGUCAUCCGAAAAUCAAGAGAGUUAUCACGAUGAAAAACCUGGGGAGGAAAUGGAUUUCAGUGAGGAUGGUGAUUUUGAGGAUGGAGAUGACAAGUCAUUAAUCUAUCGUCGUCCAACAAUUUCCAAAUUUUUUGAAUAGCAGUUAGUUGACUGACCUGAUGCAACUGACAAAUAAGUUGACGUUAAUAGCAGGUCUAGUUCUACAUUAAAAGAGCUUUGUUUUAAAGCAAAUAGCAUAGAAUAGAAUGAAAAUUCAAUUGACAUGGACAACCAGAAUGCAGGACAUAGCAUGCUGUACAGAAUUACUCCAGUUAGUUCAUGGAGACAUACUUUUUUCCAUAACAAGAUCAAUGACAUUGUAACAAUCAUAUUAAAGAAAGUAUAUAAAGUAUGAUUCUCUUGAGGGAUAUUCAA